Tremella mesenterica DSM 1558 is the source of this 201-nucleotide messenger RNA. RefSeq lists its product as uncharacterized. Gene Ontology annotation, cellular component: cytosolic small ribosomal subunit; ribosome. Gene Ontology annotation, biological process: translation. NCBI's taxonomy places the organism in Eukaryota, Fungi, Basidiomycota, Tremellomycetes, Tremellales, Tremellaceae. The record is from RefSeq and is a predicted model, not a curated record. Gene Ontology annotation, molecular function: structural constituent of ribosome. Bases 1 to 201 code for a protein of 66 amino acids. The transcript is spliced from 3 exons.
AUGGGUAAAGUCCACGGUUCUCUCGCUCGUGCGGGUAAGGUCAGGUCUCAGUGUCCUAAGGUCGAGAAACAAGAAAAGAGGAAGAAGCGGUGCGGUCGUGCUCACAAGAGGGAGCAAUACGUUCGUCGAUUCCUCGUCGUCAGUGUCGCGCCAGGUGGCAAGCGUAAAGUGAACCCCCAACCCGCGGGUAAAUCCGGUUGA